This is a messenger RNA of Eruca vesicaria subsp. sativa (arugula), 1677 nucleotides long. The record is from the annotation of a GenBank genome assembly. Lineage: Eukaryota; Viridiplantae; Streptophyta; Magnoliopsida; Brassicales; Brassicaceae.
AUGUCGAUUUUUGGGCGAUUUGGUGUAUACAAGAUUUUAAAACCAUCUAGGAACAAUGCAGUCGGAGAUGGCUCCAGACACGAUGGCUCCGGUUGAGCUACUUCGAGAAAGCAAAUCGUCCAUCGAAGAAAUCAUCGCGAGGAUGCUCUCCAUCAAGAAACAGGGAGACCCCAAAUCCGAGAAUAGAGAACUCCUCACUCAGAUGUUUCUCAACUUCAUCAACCUCCGUCAGGCGAAUCGUGCGAUUCUGGCGGAAGAAGAGAGAGUGAAGACAGAGACGGAGUUAUCAAAAUCCCCAAUCGAUCUCACUUCAUUGCAGCUUCACAACCUCAUGUACGAGAAGAGCCAUUACUUGAAAGCUACCACAUCUUCCAGAGAGUUCAAAUCCAAGUAUCCCAACAUCGAUCUCAUAUCAGAACAAGACUUCUUCAACCAAGCUCCUGAGGCAAUCAAAUCUCAGACUCUCUCAAACGAUACUUCCCAUGAUCUGAUGCUUAAAAGACUCAACUUUGAGCUCCAUCAGAGGAAAGAACUGUGCAAGCUUCGAGCUGAGUUGGAACAACGAAAGAAGUGUUUGCUGGAAGCUAACGCAGAGCGUAACAAGUUUCUGUCGAGUCUCCCAUUGCAUCUUAAGUCUCUCAAGAAAGCAUCUUUGCCAGUACAGAACCAGUUGAGUUUGCCGGAUCCCAAGAAGCUCAAGUAUCAUGCUCUAGCUGAGCUUCUUCCUCCCCCGCUUUACGUUAUAUAUUCAAAGUUUAUGGCUCAGAAGGAAGCUUUUGAAGAGAACAUAGAUAUCGAGGUGUCCGGGAGUCUUAAGGAUGCUCAGAGUUAUGCUAGGAUUCAAGCAGAACAGAACCCAGAGAGCAGCUCUGAUGAUGAAGGAAAAACGCAAAGGAAGCGACCCAAGAAAGAAAGUUCUGAUGAAGCAGGAGGACUAUUUCGGGUCCAUCCUCUUACACUUAUCCUUCACAUUUAUGAUGAUGAGACUCCAGAUCCCAAGUCACAUCAGCUUCUCCUGCUUAAGUUUGAGUACUUGUUGAAGUUGAAUGCUGUGUGUGUUGGCAUUGACGAGUCUCUUGAUGGACCAGAGAUAAAUAUCCUGUGCAAUUUGUUUCCAGACGAUGCUGGACUUGAGCCUCCUCAUCAGUCAACCAAGCUCAUUCUUGGUGAUGAUCAUGCAUUUGAUGAGAGAAGAACAUCGAGGCCAUAUAAGUGGGCACAACAUUUGGCGGGGAUCGAGGUUUUACCUGAAAUGUCUCCGUUUGUAACUGGCAAGGAUACUCAAAACAGUGAUACAGCUUCUGUAUCUGAUCACUACAAUGUGCAGACUGUUCUGAGAAGAAUACGGUCCCUGAAAAAAAGCUAAGCUAACUCUUAUGUGAGUCAUUUGAUUCUGUUUGUUUUAUUAAAAGUUAUUUGAUUAUCUGUAUUUGAAAACUUUCAUGGUAUUUGUAGCUCUUCACACAUUGUUAGACUGUAAUGCCACAACUAGAAAAACGAAUGUAGCAUGUUUGGUCAAGUGAUCAAAAGAUUCCAACAACUUAAGAGGCGAUAACUAGUAAUCCCUAUCUCCUAAACUCUAGUCAAAGAAGUGGAUCCAAACCUCUCUACUCUCUGGUACAACUAGAGCACAGUAGAAUCACUUUUUGAGACCACUAACAUUAAGGAAUUUUCCAA